AUGGCUGCCACAUUCAGGCCAGUGAAUUCGCCGCUGCCUGCCGAGGUUAAGUUUGACGACAAGAUGACGACGUCACCGACGACACCCAGGCCACGCACCGCCCCUCAUCCCCAGCAUCCCCAGACGCCGCAACCACCCUUGGCGGACGAUGCAAAGACGCCCACCAAGGCAACGUUCGGCAACGGUAGCAACAGCACCGGUCUAGCGUCCCAAAAGCCGCUCCCCAGCUCCCCCUUUCCUCAGGCUGUCCAGGUUCCCGAAAGCGCCGAGAAGACCAAGACCCCGACGAGAGCCAACUCGCAACACUCUAGAAGAUCGAGGGACUCUGAGGAUGUUGACAUGGACGAAUCGGACGGUGAAGAUGAUGGCGCAUCUGACGAGGACAGCGUGAAUGCCGACGGAACCAGAUCCAACAAGAAGAAGAAGUCGCAGCGCUUCUACUGCACCGACUACCCUCCGUGCAACUUGAGCUUCACCAGAAGCGAACACUUGGCCAGACACAUCCGGAAACACACUGGCGAGAGACCCUUCCAAUGUCAUUGUUCCCGCCGCUUCUCCCGUCUUGACAACCUGCGACAGCACGCACAGACCGUGCACGUCAAUGAGGACAUACCCAUAGACUCACUAGCCGCAACUGGUGCGAGGUUCCAGAGGCAGAUGCGGACCGAGCGCGUGCGCCAACAAGGUGGAAGGGCCCGCGCCUCGACGGCCGGCAGCGGUCCAGGCCCGGUCCGAGGCCACUCAAAGUCGUUGUCGACAUCAAGCAUCGCCAGCGUCGGCUCCAUCGGAUCUGCAUUUGUGCCCCGGGACGACAUCCGACGACGCCCUCCACCUCUGGUCAUGGCCGACCCCCGGUCUCGACUGUCCCUCGAGUCUUAUCGUAGCGCUGCUGACGGGACAUAUGGCUAUCGCCCAGUCUCGCCGACCGACUACAGCACGCCGACGUCGGCAACGUUCUCGCCCGGCCAGAGCAGCCCAUCAAGAUGGGGUUCCGCUAUUGCUUCUCCCACCACUUCGCAUUCUCGGUCCCACAGCAUGUACUCGUCUGGCUCGAGGACACCAGGGAGACGGCUUAGCGUGCCGUCGGGUGUAAACCCCUUCCAGUCUCCCCACGGCGCACCCGUCAAUAGGCUCGUCUUUGGUGCAGGCCCCCCCGCCAACUCCUCCAACAUGGGCGCCUUCUCUCCCGCUUCCAGCAGCCAUUUGGCAUCGCCCACCACCCCGACUUCCGGGUGGCCCUCCGGCAGACGGGACUCUGCAUCGUCCGCUGCUGACGAGGCGUGGCGCCGACGGACGUGGCACCCCGAUACGAGGAACUUUAACACCAAUACCAGCAAUCUGAGCAAUGUUCUCACACCUGGCCAGAUCCACCCGAAUCCGGCGCCUCCUAUCGUCAACGCCCCCAACCCGCAACAAACCCUGCGACUCCCCGGAAUCGAAUCGUUCGACCCCCUGCCGUCUAGGCAGGUCUCGCCUCCGAGAAGGAUCCCGUCGCCGAUGAUGGUUGAUUCCGAAGCCGCACGUCCGAGAACACUUUUGCCUGGCACCGAUGCCAUGACGGAAGACCGGCGGAACGUUUCUCAGUGGGAUAUGGGGCUGCACCGAGGCUUGACGAGGCUGGAUAUCACGUCCAACAAGACGCCGCCUCGCGACAGUGCCGGUGCGUGGGCGAACGAGGUGAACCAGGCUGUACAGGCGCAGGCCGAGCAAGUCCGGAUGAACCCACCGACCGUCAGGUUCGAGGUUGACCCGCCGUCUUAUUCCAACCCGGGUGCCUUUACUCGCAGCCAUCAACACACAAUGUCCGCUCCCUCUAUUGCCUCUAGGGAGAACAAGCGACACGGCUGGUAUCACGGGCCUACCGGCAGCAGCAUACACGGACCCCGACCCCAAGCGCCAAACAACGACCCUCGCGGGCCGCAUGUUAACCGCAUGGUCCACCCCAACAUGACUGCUUUUUCUGGGUUUCCAGCCAGGCAACCUGAGCCGCAAGAACCCCCUCAUCAGCACCAACAGCAGCAGCAGCAGCAACAACAACAACCAGGGAAUCCGGACCCUCUCAGACGUCUUGAGGCGCUUGUAGCCGUCGCUACAAGUGAAGGAACUACUGCUACGGCCUACUGA
Messenger RNA from Colletotrichum navitas, 2124 nucleotides. RefSeq lists its product as uncharacterized. Gene Ontology annotation, molecular function: RNA polymerase II cis-regulatory region sequence-specific DNA binding; DNA-binding transcription factor activity, RNA polymerase II-specific. The coding region runs from base 1 to 2124 and encodes 707 amino acids. Lineage: Eukaryota; Fungi; Ascomycota; Sordariomycetes; Glomerellales; Glomerellaceae. The record is from RefSeq and is a predicted model, not a curated record. The transcript has 2 exons. Gene Ontology annotation, biological process: regulation of transcription by RNA polymerase II.